GCACAAGGAAAAAAUAUAAUUUAUAAAAACAAUGGAGUACGAUGGGAUUCUUUUGGGCAUGGGAAAUCCAUUACUCGAUAUCUCAGCUGUUGUAGAUCAAGAUUUCUUGAACAAGUAUGAAAUCAAGCCGAACAAUGCAAUUCUCGCAGAGGACAAGCACUUGCCUAUGUAUGAUGAAAUGGCAGCCAAGCCCACUGUUGAAUACAUUGCUGGAGGUGCAACACAAAACUCAAUCAGAGUGGCUCAGUGGAUGCUACAAUUUCCAGGUGCCACAAGUUACAUGGGCUCAGUUGGGAAGGACAAGUUUGGGGAGGAAAUGAAGAAAAAUGCACAGGAUGCUGGCGUCAAUGUUCAUUACUAUGAGGAUGAGACUGCUCCAACAGGGACUUGUGCUGUUUGUGUGCUAGAUGGCGAGAGGUCAUUGGUUGCUAACUUAUCAGCAGCAAACUGCUACAAGGUUGACCAUUUGAAACGACCAGACAACUGGGCCUUGGUUGAGAAGGCCAAAUUUUACUAUAUUGCUGGAUUCUUUCUCACCGUUUCUCCAGAAUCUAUUCAGCUUGUUGCUGAGCACGCAGCAGCCAAUAACAAGAUCUUCUCAAUGAACCUUUCAGCACCAUUCAUCUGCGAGUUCUUCAGGGAUCCUCAAGAGAAAGCUUUGCCGUAUAUGGACUUUGUAUUUGGAAAUGAGACAGAAGCAAGAAUUUUCUCAAAAGUACACGGCUGGGAGACGGAUAAUGUUGAAGAAAUAGCUUUGAAAAUCUCCCAAUGGCCAAAGGCAUCUGGAACACACAAGAGGAUUACUGUUAUUACACAGGGUGCUGAUCCUGUUGUUGUCGCUGAGGAUGGGAAGGUGAAGCUGUUCCCUGUUAUACCGUUGCCAAAAGAGAAACUUGUUGACACCAAUGGUGCUGGGGAUGCAUUUGUUGGAGGAUUCUUGUCACAAUUGGUUCAAGAAAAACCUAUUGCUGAGUGUGUAAGAGCAGGUUGUUAUGCAUCGAACGUUAUCAUCCAGAGGUCGGGUUGUACAUACCCCGAGAAGCCAGAUUUCGCAUGAGUUCAUUCUUAGUUCUUGGUUUUCCUGUGUUAUGCCUCAAUUGAGAGAAACAUAUCAUCGAGUUCUACUGUUUUCAACUUGAUCAAUUCAUUCCAAUUUUCGGGCUAUUGUUCCCAAAUAUCUGGUUUGUUGUAAGGAAUUUUGAAUGCCUUUUUUAUAUUAUUUGAGAAUAACUCUAUUAGGAAGAUUGAA
Messenger RNA from Solanum tuberosum (potato), 1249 nucleotides. Its product is annotated as adenosine kinase isoform 1T-like protein. Gene Ontology annotation, molecular function: adenosine kinase activity. NCBI's taxonomy places the organism in Eukaryota, Viridiplantae, Streptophyta, Magnoliopsida, Solanales, Solanaceae. The record is from RefSeq and is marked provisional. Gene Ontology annotation, cellular component: cytosol; nucleus. Gene Ontology annotation, biological process: purine ribonucleoside salvage; purine nucleobase metabolic process.